Molecule: messenger RNA, 1158 nt
Organism: Aureobasidium vineae
Lineage: Eukaryota; Fungi; Ascomycota; Dothideomycetes; Dothideales; Saccotheciaceae
Source: the annotation of a GenBank genome assembly
AUGAGACGCGAUAUUACACCUCAGCACACAAAGUCAUUGAAGCGGUCAAUCAUUGUCGCGAACGAGCUUCAGCUGGAUGAAGAGACUCUGAACUCGUUGUGCAAAGCUGCAGCACAGAACCGUGCUUUUGACUUGGUUGUGAACAACUGCCAACGUUUCUGCACAGAGAUCCUUCAGCGACUCGUUAACAACGGCUAUAUUACCCGUCAACAAUUUGCAACCCUGCCGGAAAAGGAUCUACCUCAGUUGACAGGCACCACCAUACCCGAUUUUGGCCGUCGUUUCUACAUCUAUGCACCCUCUACUAUUCUCAAACUUGGUACGGACGAUGGCGAGGCAGUGAUGACCGCUCUUGCUCACAAAAUCCUUGGCAAAUUCGUGCCCAAUGUGUCCGGGCUAGUUCGCAUUGCCAAUCCACCUUAUGAGCAAGGCAUGCUCCUCGAACGUCAACCAGGUAUCCCUCUUGUCGAGCUCUGGCCAACGCUCGACCUCACAGACCAGGCUAAAGUCACGAGAAGCCUUGUUGACUUGCUUGUUCGAAUGCGAGAACCACGUGAAGAGCUGAACUAUUACGGCCGCCCGAACGGGCAACCUUAUGUUACCCCGUCUGAGUUUGGCCCACAUGAUACUCACCCUUUCUGUCAUACUUACCAAGAAUGGAAUGCAUCUCGUGCGCGUGCGCUCCACAAUUUUGCAGGGGAAAGUGGGAUAGACGAAGCUCGUAUACAAGAGCUGGACCAGGUCCAACAAGAGACAUUCGCAGGGAAGACGAGUCUUUCGGAGUUGCCCGUCCUAACGCAUGGGGACUUGUCAGACCGGAACAUCCUGAUCGACCCUUCUACACUCCAAGUAACAGGCCUCAUUGACUGGGAAUUGGCCAAUGUUGCUCCUGCCUACUUUGAGUAUGCUGUGGCACGUCUCAGCGGCGGUCAUGACCCUUCCUGGCGCAAAGUGUUACUGGAAGUGCUACGCCAGGUCUUGCGCAUUGAAUGCGAUCGCGCACUCUACGAGACGGACCCUAAAGGCGAUUUCACAGUUUCUGAGAAGGAGGACUUGUUCGCUGAUGCGAUGGCUGCGUGGAACUCUCUUGUCAAUGUUGAAAGAUCUGCUCAAGGUUAUUCGGAUGCUUGCUACUGGACUUUUCAAGAGGGAGGAUGA